Messenger RNA from Paramecium sonneborni, 1640 nucleotides. The record is from the annotation of a GenBank genome assembly. Lineage: Eukaryota; Ciliophora; Oligohymenophorea; Peniculida; Parameciidae.
AUGAAUUAACAAUUAGAUGACUCAAAAGAGAGUGCUUAAUCAUAAUCUAUGGAAAGAUACUUAUAAGCAGAAUCAGUAGGUAAUUCUCUCUCUCCUUAGAGAUUGGUUUAGACUUAAAGAAAUCCUCAAGUUGGAACAUCUAUAUUAAAAUUAUAGAAUGGAAAAUAUAGCAAUUAAUAAAAUGUAUUCAAAGAAGCUUUAAAUAAAAAAAAGACAGAAUUACAUAAGAAAUCACAAAAACCUAUAGCAGAGAUUCCUAAAUAAGAAAAAUCAAUAUAAGAAAAAUAACCAAAAAGUAUUAAAAUAAUAAUCCUUAGAAAUGGAUAAGGUAUAAUAAAACAUAAAAUAUGUAUAAAUGAAAGCAGAAGAAGUGAAAAAAAAGAGAGAAGAAGAGAAAUAAAAAGAAGAAAAAAUGAAAUAGAGUAAAGUUGAACAUGCAUAAGAAGAUGUAGAUGAAGGUAAUAAUAAUCAAUAUCAAAUAUUAGUAUUUUAAGAAACAGUAAAUAGAUUGUAUAAUUAUGAAAAAUAGAGAUUAAAGUAAUUAAAUAAAAUGAUGGAAGAGGAAAAAAAUAAAGAAAAAUAAAUUAUGAGUGCAAGACCUAUGAUAAAUGAAAAGAGUUGUAAAAUGUUAGAGAGAAAAUUAAAACAAUUAGUAAAUGAAGAGGAAGACUAUAAAAUGAUAUAUUAAUUUAAGGAUAUAGAUAUUUAAGUCGAUCUAUUGCCUAAUUUACCAAAAUUAAAAGAUUAUCUCUAAAUAAAGUAUCAUAUUAUUUAUAUACAUAUGAAUAGUGCUAAAAAGUCAAUCACUAUUGGAUAAGAUAUAUAAAUUAUCAAAGAAGAAGUAAUAGUAGAACAAAUAGAUCCUGCUGAAGAUGUAUAAUAUAAAUAAGGUUAAUGUCAUGCAAUAGUAUAAACUAAUGAGAUUAAAUAUAAAAUUGGAGAUACUAUCAAAAAAUAAUAAGAAUAAUAAGGUACUUAAUAAUAGUAAACAACUUAAUUUGCAACUCAGGAUACUCCAAAUAAAAAAGUAUAAAAUUAAAGACAAAAACGUUUAGAAUUUAUGGAAGGUUAAGGAUAAAGGAUGAAAACUGAAUGUUAAUAUUAUGUCCCACUUCAUAUUCGUUAAUAAAAAGUUAUUUAAAAAAAACAGGAAUGGGUUAAGUCCUAAAUUGAAUAAAAAAAGCAAAAGGAGGAAGAAUCUAUUAGAGCAGAAUAAGAAUAAUGGGAAAAAGAAAAAUAAAAGUGGUCUAAAAAAAAGGAUUAAAAUAAAUCAAUGUAAUAAGAAAUUAAUGUUGAAGAAUUUGCUAAUUCUUAAAUAAAUUGGUUAGAAAAAAGAAAUGAACAUAUUUUAACUGAAUAAAUGAAAAAAGAUAAAGACAUGCAAUCUUAAUUAACAUUUAAACCAUAAAUUUAAAAGAGAAAUAUCGAAAAUUUUAAUAGUGCUAAAGUUGAAGAUAGAUUACUUGAAUAUCAAUAAAAAAAACAAGAAAAUUUAUAAAAACUUGAGAAUAAAUAUUUGCCUACCUUCCAACCUAAUCUUAACUAAAAAACUGUAUUAAUUAUUUAAUAUUUAGAUGUUAACGAUGGAUUGGGCAUCAAAAAGUUUCAAUAAUACUUCUUUCAAUAAAUUAUGGCAAUGA